GAUGCAUAUACCGUUAUCAGUGCAGCUUAUCUUAUCUCGCCGUUAGCCAUACCGCGGGCGGGCAUUAAACGUGCAAGAAUUAAAUGAAAGGGGAGCCUUUCUAUACCGAAUUUGUUUUUGGUGUGAUAAGACAACACACAAUCCGUGUGUAUUCUCAACACAACAGGUGAAUACAAUCAGUAAUCGAAUGAAUUUCGAAUGAGUCGCGUUAACUACAAAAAACGCUGGGUUAAAAAAAAUACGCUGUACCCCAUUGAUACGCAUAGUGAUAGCAAAAGGAGCGGAGCGGUUUCGAUGAUGCGGGGCAGUGAAACAACGUAAAAUUGGAAAUAUGUGGAAAAUAGUGUAGUGAAAGAAUUGUGCAAUUACAAAGUGCAGGCAAACUAAAUACGAAAAAGAUUUCAACGAACAAAUUAGUAAAUGAGAAAAAUUUAAAAUUAAUUAAAAAAUAUAAAUAAAAUAAAUAAAAAAUAUUAGUAAAUAUUGUUUAAUCAAAAACAUAUUACAUUCAUCAUUAAUAAGGUUGUGCGCAUAUAAAUUAAGGAACACACUCCCAUGUCAAAUGCUACUUCACAAAACUGGUGUACCAACGUAUAAAAAUGUUUAAGCUCUCCUACUACUUGACCAUCACAUUACUCCUCUACAGCGUCACAUUGACAUCCGCGCUCAAUUGUCCGCAAAACUGCAAAUGUUUAUGGGUGCUUGACAGUCUUAGCGUGGAUUGUUCACGUAAAGGCUUAACGGUAUAUCCUAGUUUCUCCGAUUUACCCAUCGACCAUCUGGAUUUGUCUGGCAACAACUUCGAUCAUUUUCCAACACAAUUGGCGGACAUUGAAUCACUCGUCUACCUAGAUCUGUCAAACAAUAAUAUCACGCACGUUGAGGCGAAUGCUCUCUUGGGCUUCACCGCUUUACGCGUUUUGCUGCUGGCCAACAACAGUUUUAGCAAUUGGUUGGAUUUGAAUCCGAGUGUUGCUUUUCGCAAUGCAAUCAGUUUGAAACACCUCAGUUUGAGUGGGAAUAAUCUGCAGAUAUUCACGGGUUAUAAGACCGAAAAAACUUUGGUUAGUGAAACGCUGACAGAUCUCGAGCUGGCUAAUUGUGGCAUUACGACAGUUGGCGGCGAUCAUCUCAUAAAUGGACUGCCCUCACUCGAUCGUUUGGUGUUGUCGGGCAAUGCACUCAUAACAUUAAAUAAUAUACCAUCGGCUACCUUGCGUGUGCUGGAACUGAGCAACUGCAGUUUGCUUCGUGUGCCAGCCGCUUUGAUAGAAAGUCUACCCAAUUUAGAGACAUUAAAUGUUUCGUGGAAUUUCGCACUGGAGUUCAAGGAUCCGUUGAUAUCCGAAACACUUUUGGAGCUGGAUGCCUCUUUUUGUAAUUUAGAUGGCGUCAAUUUGAGUGGUUUCCCGAGUCUGGCGCGUGCCCGUCUGCGUGGCAAUAUGCUGCGUACACUCGAUGAGUACACUUUCGCCAAUAACUCACAGCUUCAAACAGUGGAUCUGGCGCGCAAUUCCAUACGCAACAUACAACCUGAUGCCUUCAUUAAGCUGAAACACUUGACCACACUCGACUUGUCCUACAAUGAGAUCGCGCGUCUCGAUAAGAAUUUGUUUCGUGCCAACGAUGUGCUCGUCUCGCUCAAUCUCAGUCGCAAUGUUAUGGAGAAAUUCACGAAACUCGUAUCGAAUUCACUGCGCGAGAUUAACUUUAGUGGAUGUGAAGUAAUUGCGAUCGAUAGUAAUGCCUUAACGGGUUUAUCGGUGUUGCAACGUCUGGACUUGUCCAAAACACUCAUAAAGGAAUUUCCCGCGAAUAUGCGUUCAGAAACGCUUCAGAAAUUGGACUUGAGCAACUGCAAAUUAACAGGCGUACGAAAUUCAACAUUCUCAGGAUUUCCGGAAUUGGCAUGGUUGCUCUUGAAUGGCAAUCGAUUUACGAAUCCAAUACCAGCUUCAUACUUUCGCCUCAACCACUAUCUGGACGCUAUCUGGCUUAGCGAUAAUCCGUGGAUUUGCGACUGUCACGAUAUCACAUUUAUCGAUUUUUAUGAUUAUUUAACUGCGCCGCCACAGAAGUUAAAAGAUCGCUCGAAUUUACGCUGUGCUUCUCCCGCUCAGUUCUAUGGCAAGACAUGGGAGAGUGCUUGCGGCAGCAUUUGGAUACCAAAUGGGCAUACUUCCAAAGCAGAGAAAGCGUGGACUGUGAUAAUGUUCAGCCUGCUAGCAGCUGGUGCCGGGUUUCUUGUAGUCUCCCUACUUAAAAAAUACAUCAAACACCGCAAGCGACGACGUGAUCGGUAUGAGUAUCGACAAAAUCGUGACGAGAUGAUGGAAAUACGCGAGCAGAACCAACGCAUGCUAGAGGAUACUGGCACGCCCAAUGCGCCAAGUCCAUACGAAACCAACUUACCUUCCUACGAGGAUGCGAUACGCAUGCCAAAGCUGGAGCGUCCAAUUAAGUCAAUGGUCGAUCUGACCGAAUCGGGGCAUAUGCGACGCACUAAACUGCGACGCUCACAAACCAACCCUGACGGUGACAUGGAAGAUGGUGAUUUAAUGUUGGACGAUCGUCAGCGUUUCCGCAGCGAGGAAAUGCUGUCUAAUCGCGUAAAAGAGCGCACAGCAAAUAUAAUGCCCUUCGCACGCACCGGCUAUGUUGAGUACAGCAAUUCACGUAGUCGACGCUUGAGCGCUGAGGGUACACGUUUCCCAGCCGCGCACUUGAAGUCACAGAAUCUGCAAAGCGCCGAGAAGAUUGCCAACUUCCAGGGUUACGAACACAGUCCGUACACAAAGCGACGCCCGAAAGUGGCCGAAAUACCGCCAUUCAAACGCGCCACAAUGCGCACCGACAGCGUUGAGUUCCUCACCGAUCCGGAGUAUGAAGAUCACAGCAAACCGGGCAGUCCAUUUGCGCGACGCAAACCAAAAUCGCCCACAACGCCAUCAUGCGCUGUGUCACCGGUAACUAGCCGUCCUUUGGCGCCCGCCGUUGAAGAUUAUUUUGGUGGCACGCCAAAGGCACGUGUCUCUUCAUCGGACGACAGUGAUUUUCAGCUGGUAGUUGAGCCGGAAAUCUCUUCGAUUGCCGAGCUGCACAAUACAUCUUCGAGCGGUGGUGGUGCUGGUGAAGCGUCGGCGAACUUAGAGCGUGGUAGGCGCAAGAAGCGUUUGAACUCAACGAGUAGACGUGCGAGUGGUAGCUUCACUGCUGCUGCUGCGGCUGCAGCUGCUGACGAAACUUCGUCCUCAUCUUCCGAUAGAGAACCGAUUGUGGUAGUGCAUAAGCCGAUGCGUGAAACGCUCUUCUAAGGUAGGAGGAGUAGAGGACGGGAUGGUUAAUUAUUUUGUUUUGCUGCAUACACUCGCGCAUAUACUUACUACUUUUUAAGGCGCUUCAAGGAAGCGCUGACAUUUAUGUGCCAAAGUGCUUUUACAAGAAGUAUUUAACGCUUAAUUAUAGUUGUUGAUUAUGUAUGUAUGUGUAUAAUUAAAAUUUAUUUUUAAGUCGAUUGUCUAUUAGA
Molecule: messenger RNA, 3526 nt
Organism: Ceratitis capitata (Mediterranean fruit fly)
Lineage: Eukaryota; Metazoa; Arthropoda; Insecta; Diptera; Tephritidae
Exons: 5
Coding region: 600-3314 (904 amino acids)
Molecular function (GO): protein binding
Source: RefSeq, a predicted model, not a curated record